Messenger RNA from Aegilops tauschii subsp. strangulata, 1917 nucleotides. NCBI's taxonomy places the organism in Eukaryota, Viridiplantae, Streptophyta, Magnoliopsida, Poales, Poaceae. The record is from RefSeq and is a predicted model, not a curated record.
AUGGAUGUAUGCCGACGGCUUUUCUACGCCUACGACCUGUCCUUGGCCGUCGGCAUAGGUCCAUCUAUGCCGACGGGGGCCGUAGGCAUAGAUGAGGCGUCGGCGCAAGCAGUUAUUCUGGAAAUGGCGGACGAGGAGUUCACUGAUAUCAUGGUAGACAUGGAGUUUGGAGAACUGAUGAAAGACUGGAUAGAAGAUUGGUCAGAUGAUGAAAAUUCAGAUCGUGAAGAUCGGUCACAGAAUGGGAACGAAUGGGACGAUCUUAAUAUCGAUGAGCUUGAUGAUGAUCAGGAAAACAACUCGGAGCUCUCGAAUGAAGAUUACAUUAGUCAGUUCAUUUCCGAAUGUCAUAAUGCGUACGACUAUUACGGUGAAUCCGACGCAGAGACAUGCCUUAACGACGAAACAUUAGAUGCACCUGAUUCUGGGGAGUCCGAGUCGUCGGUCAUCAUGAGUGAGGUGAAACAAGAUGAUGGGGCAAAGAAUGUCCAAGAUACUGCCAGUGCAGAUGAUAAAAGGGAUAUGUUCAUGCAGAUAAUGGUAAUGACCUUUACGUCUCAUGAUGCUGCGUAUGAUUUCUACAACAGCUAUGCUAGAGAUAAUUGUUUCAGCAUUAGAAAGAAUAAGAGGCGGUUUGUUUGUUCGAGACAAGGGAAACGUGACAGCAAGUUGCUAACCGAGGAAGGACACAGCCGUAGGCUCAGAGCCGAGACACGCUGCUUUUGCGAAGCGCACCUGACCGUCAAGCUUGACCAAAAGCGUGGGGUUUGGUAUGUUGAAAGUUUUGAGGACAAGCAUAGCCAUAUGUUGGCAGGACCGGACGAGGUACCUUUUCUUUGGUCCCAUAGAAAAAUUAAAGAGUACCAGAAGCAUGAGAUAAUGUCCAUGGGACCUGCAGGGAUUAGAAUUGACGACAUGAUGGAUUGCUUCAUCAGCAAACAUGUAUGGUACGGCGGUGUUGGUUCUACCGGGCGUGAAAUAUACAACCUUUGCGCCAAGGAGAAGAGGAAGCUGCUUUCAAAAGGUGACGCUGCCACAGCCAUAGGCAUCAUGGCCAGUAGGAAACAGAGGGAUCCUAGCUUCUUUUUCGAGUACAAGCUAGAUAAGCAAGGACAUUUGAAUAGGAUGUUCUGGUGCGACUCCCAGUCUCGUCAUGACUAUGAGGACUUCGGCGACGUGCUUGUAUUUGACAGCACGUACAAGAUGAACCGCUAUGGUAUGCCAUUCAUGCCUAAGAGUGUUAUCACCGACGCCGACGCUGCGAUGAUCAAGGCAAUUCGCGAAGUCUUGCCAGACGUGCGGCACCGUAUAUGUACGUGGAACAUAGAGAAAAAUAUGAAGAUUCACCUCAGUCACAAGUCCUUGAAGGAGUUCCGAACUCUUCUGUACUACAGCACGUCCACGGCCACGUUUGAGGAGAGAUGGCACGCAUUUUCCAAAAGAUGGCAGUCGGAAAAAACUGUAACAUGGUUGAGGCGGAUGUAUAAGAAGAGGAGACUGUGGGCCGCGGCUUAUCUAAAAGAGGGGUUUUGGCUUGGCAUGAAAAGCAACCAGCGCAGUGAAAGCCUGAACUCAUGCCUUCACCUCCACCUAGACGGUGAAAUGACCCUGGUGGAUAUGAUUUUGCACUAUGAGAACGUCGUUGUGCCUAUCCAUGAAAACGAGGCGCGAGAUGACUGCACGGCCUCACACAGUUUACUGGUGCCAGUUACUAGCUCGAGGGAACUUGAGAUAGCUGCUUCUCACGUCUUCACUCCAGCAAACUUCUAUAUGUUGCAAGAUGAUCUUAGUAAAAUUGACGGCAUGGAGAUUGUAGAAAUUAAGUUGGGAGACGGAUCACAGCAGUACAUCAUGGCCUGGAAGAAUAACCGGAAGCGCCAUUUUUGGGUGGAGUAUAAACCAGUAAAUUCCGCAUAA